UGUCGUCGGAUGCUGAUCUUCGUAAGCGUCCUUGUCGUCACUGAGUGCCUCUGUGUUAUGGCGGAAAUCAUGGUAGAUCUGCACAGUCUCCGAUUUCGCUUUGAACAUGAGGAGGCGGAGCUGAAGAAGUUUGUCGGAGAAAUAACGCCAAGCGACGCUCCGACCCGAGAAGAUAUCAUGUCCACUACAGACCUACUUAAUUAUCUUAGAAAAAAUGACCCAAUAAACACAAGUUCUUGUAGUGACCCAAAUAGGCAUCUGCGCUCUUGGCCUGAGAAAGAGGAUUCAUCAUUUAAGAGAUUCAUUAGGAAAGCCCCCAAACACGCUGGUAAACGAUAUAGAGAGGGUAUCCUAGAAAGUGAUGCUGUUGUUUUAAAUCGUUUCAAAACAUUUCGUGGUGCAAAAGAAAUUAAUUACCGUGCUAGUGGCAUACACAGUUAUGAUAACGAUGAUGCUGUUACUGAUUAUGCACGACAGGAACACUUUGGACGCGAUACGAAACAGAAAAGAAGCAAUUUUGAAGGGACCAAAGAGUGUCGUGUAAUAAAUAAUUUCGUGUUUUCAUUUCAAACGGACGCAAGCAAUCGUUACUAUUUACGCUCUUUUGAUAGACUAGACAAGUCAACAGCCACUGAAGAAGACUAUUUACUGUAUCAAGAAAAGUACAUAGACUUUCAAAAGGUUGCCCACAUAAUAAAAUACAUUGGCUUCGCUGUAUUGUCUGUCAUGGUUUUUGAGGUGCUGCUUAAAUUGGUAUGUUUGGGACCUGUCUUCUUCCGCAAAAAGAUUGAGGUAUUUGACGGUUUCAUUGUUACAAUAUCGUUCGUGAUCGAUGUGGUGUUUAUGGACAGUAAAUGGUACGAAUCCGGCAAAGACGCUACAACGAUACUUGUCCUUCUCAUGCCAUGGCGAGUCGUCCGCAUUGUUAACAGCUUUCUGAUCACGAUUAACCACAAGCAUCACAUAGAAAUGCUGACCAUCAGAAGAGCAAAGAAAAAGGUCGACAUCAAAUUAAAGAAACUGCGACAACUUAUGCUUGAAAUGAGACACGACAUUGAUUUGUUGAUUGGUUUGGCUAAGCUAAAGGGUGCUACAGAACCGGAAAUCGUUAACUGUAUUUACGGCCAAGGAAGGGAAACAAAGUCCUUGGCAGCCAUCACCGGUAUGGCGUCGCUCAUGUUUAUCAGUACACUCGGGAAGGACCCAAGCACCCGAGAUUGCACUAGGAACACCCGUGAGUCGGGGGACAUGUACAAUAUGCUCAUCAGGGAUAUUCUCAGCGACGAGGAGGAGGGGGAAAGUGAUCCGCUCACAGAAACGUCCGAUGCAACCAAGGCCUUGUUCCGGAUCGGUAAAGAACGCGACGAAGAAGACGUUACCGUUGAGAUACCGAAAGAGAUGUCGAGCUCGGACAAAGAAAGUAAGAAACCGAAAAUACGGAGACGUGUCACGUUACCACGUCGUCAUAAAAGCUGCAAUGAUGACGAAAAACAGGUGUAUUACAUCAAUGACGGUUUUGACGUUAUGGAAGAAGUUGAUGACGAAACAUUUGCACGUGGGGAUAAUCGUUCGGUAAGAAGUAUGCCACAGAUUGAAACGACAAAGGAUGGGAAAAGCAUUCUUACGUUUGAAUUCACGACGCAAGUGUCAUAUCUUUGAAAAGAAUGUGAUUGUACGAAACAUUUUCAAAUGUAAUUACUUGGGAAUCUCCUCCAAGUUCGGACGUGUAUUUCAUGGGAUGAAAGGAUGUGAUUUAACGAGACGUUUUCAAUUGUAAAUACUCGGCAAACUCCGGCGUGUAUUUCGGUUGGAUAACAGCCGAUUUUGUUCCGAAUGGAGACGUUUUGUGAGAAAUCCUCGGGCUAGUACUUAUUACAAGAAGAUUCUACGGAUUUGCAUACGGCUGUG
Messenger RNA from Mya arenaria, 1908 nucleotides. RefSeq lists its product as uncharacterized. The transcript is spliced from 9 exons. NCBI's taxonomy places the organism in Eukaryota, Metazoa, Mollusca, Bivalvia, Myida, Myidae. The coding region runs from base 10 to 1659 and encodes 549 amino acids. Gene Ontology annotation, cellular component: plasma membrane. Gene Ontology annotation, biological process: proton transmembrane transport. The record is from RefSeq and is a predicted model, not a curated record. Gene Ontology annotation, molecular function: voltage-gated proton channel activity.